This is a messenger RNA of Limanda limanda (common dab), 7001 nucleotides long. It is a transcript of the gene npc1, whose product is annotated as Niemann-Pick disease, type C1. Gene Ontology annotation, molecular function: lipid carrier activity. The transcript is spliced from 25 exons. Lineage: Eukaryota; Metazoa; Chordata; Actinopteri; Pleuronectiformes; Pleuronectidae. Bases 61 to 3879 code for a protein of 1272 amino acids. The record is from RefSeq and is a predicted model, not a curated record. Gene Ontology annotation, cellular component: membrane.
ACAACAUAUGUGAAACUCGGGCUCCGCUGUCACUCGGACUCGAACCCUUCCGCCGGCGGCAUGUGUCCCCCACACAGAAGACACUCUCUGUGUCUCCUCCUCUUCACUGUCCUCCUGUCGCAGGAAUGUCUUCGACUGGUUGAGGCACAGCACUGUGUCUGGUAUGGGGAGUGUGGGGAGUCCGAGCAGGUGCCGGGCAAAAAGUACAACUGUAACUACACCGGUCCUCCCAAACCUCUCAAGCCUGAGGGGUUUGAGCUUCUCACAGAACUUUGUCCCGGAUAUGACUAUGACAAUCGAAGCCUCUGCUGUAAUGUGGAUCAGUUGCAAACUCUCAAAAGGAGUCUCCAGCUGCCUCUGCAGUUCUUGUCUCGGUGUCCGGCUUGUUUCUUCAACCUGAUGAACCUCUUCUGUGAGCUGACAUGCAGCCCCCACCAAAGUCAGUUCAUGAAUGCCUCUAAGAUCAACGCCACCAGUGUAAUUGAAGUGCAGUAUUACGUCGGACAAAGAUUUGCUAGCGCCAUGUAUAACGCCUGUAAGGACGUCCAGGCACCGUCCAGCAACGUGAAGGCCUUAUCGCUGCUGUGUGGCAAAGAUGCAAAAGACUGUAACGCGACAAACUGGAUCCAGUACAUGUUUGAUAUCAACAAUGGACAGUCUCCUUUCCCUAUCAUCCCAAUAUUCUCAGAUGUCCCGGUGUCUGGUUUCACUCCCAUGAACAACAAGACGUACGCCUGCACCGAGGGCUUGGACGACGGCUCUGGUCCUUGCUCCUGUCAGGACUGCACCAACGCCUGUGGGCCCACACCCGUACCUCCCCCUCUCCCCCCACCCUGGACCAUCUUUGGGAUCGACGCUAUGGCCGUCAUCAUGUGGAUCUCGUACAUGGCCUUCCUGCUGAUCUUUUUCGGAGCGGUACUGAUCGCGUGGUGUUACAGGAGACGGAGGAUCAUGUCCGAGUAUGGCCCCAUACUGGACAGCAAUAACCCGCUGUCUCUCAACAGUGAUAAUCCUGACCAAGUCAAUGCAUCAUGUUGUGAAAGUCUGGGCGAACGCUUCGAGAAUGCACUGCGCAUCUUCUUCUGCUCCUGGGGUUCCUUCUGCGUGCGACAUCCCUCUGUGGUCAUACUGGGGAGCCUGGUCAUCGUGGUCGCCUCCUCCGGUGGGCUGGUCUACAUGCGCAUCACCACCGACCCCGUGGAUCUGUGGUCGGCUCCCACCAGCCAGGCUCGUCAAGAGAAGGACUACUUUGACAAACACUUCGGCCCCUUCUUCAGAACCGUACAGCUCAUUAUAACCACUCCAGUCAAUGAAUCUUACACUUACUCCCCAUACUUUGGAGGAGCGGACGUCCCAUUCAAUUCCAUCCUGGCUAAAGACAUCCUGCACCAGGUGCUGGAUUUGCAGCUUGACAUCGAAGCCAUUGUGGCUCCAUACAAGGAUCAAACCGUCACCCUGAAGGACAUCUGCUUGGCCCCUCUGGACCCCUACAACGACAACUGUACCAUCCUGAGUGUCCUCAACUACUUCCAGAACAGCCAUGCUCAGUUGGACCACCAGAAGGGAGAUGAAUUCUUUGUCUGGGCUGAAUUUCACAGUCACUUCCUCUACUGUGUCAGUGCACCAGCAUCCCUUAACGACACCACCCCCCUCCACGACCCUUGUAUGGGCACGUUUGGGGGUCCCGUCUUCCCAUGGCUCGCCCUCGGGGGUUACGAUGAGACCAACUACAACAAUGCCACCGCUCUAGUGAUCACCUUUCCACUCAACAACUACCUGAACGACUCAGUCAAGCUGGACAAAGCUCUGGCCUGGGAGAAAGAAUUCAUCAAGUUCAUGAAGAACUUCACAAGCCCCAACCUGACCGUAUCGUUCAUGGCAGAGAGGAGUAUUGAGGAUGAGAUUAACAGAGAGAGCAACAGUGACAUCAGCACCAUCGUGAUCAGCUACGCUAUUAUGUUCGUCUACAUCUCCCUGGCCCUGGGUCACAUCCACAGCUUCAGGAGAGUGAUGGUGGACUCGAAGAUUUCUUUGGGUAUAGCUGGUAUCCUGAUUGUGCUCAGCUCUGUGUCCUCCUCACUGGGGAUCUUCAGCUAUGCUGGUAUCCCUCUCACCCUCAUUGUAAUUGAGGUCAUUCCCUUCCUGGUGCUGGCUGUCGGAGUGGACAACAUCUUUAUUAUAGUGCAGACGUACCAGAGAGAUGAGCGGAUGCCACAGGAGGAGCUUCACCAGCAGAUCGGUCGUAUCCUCGGUGACGUUGCCCCGAGCAUGCUCCUCUCCUCGCUCUCUGAGACGGUGGCCUUCUCCCUGGGAGCCUUGACCAACAUGCCUGCCGUGAGGACUUUCUCUCUGUUUGCUGGCCUGGCUGUUUUUAUUGAUUUCCUGUUGCAGAUCAGUUGCUUUGUCAGCUUCCUCGGCUUGGACGCAGAACGACAGGAAGGGAACCGACUUGACAUCAUCUGCUGCGUGAAGCUGCCAGAAGGUCAGCAAACAAAGACGGAUGGUUUCCUCUUCCGCUUUUUCAAGAAAAUCUAUGCCCCAUUCAUCCUCAAAGAGUGGGUGCGACCAAUCAUAGUGGCAGUGUUUGUUGGAAUACUCUCCUUCAGUAUUGCUGUCAUGAACAAAGUGGAGAUUGGACUGGACCAGAAAUUAUCCAUGCCUGAUGACUCGUACGUGCUGGACUACUUUAAGAACAUGGGCGAGUAUCUCCACACUGGAGCUCCAGUGUACUUUGUGGUGGAGGAUGGUGUGGACUACGGUAGCCUGGAAGGUCAGAAUGCUGUAUGUGGUGGAGUGGGCUGCAACAACGACUCUCUGGUCCAGCAGGUCUACGCUGCCUCACUCAUCAGCAACUACACAACCAUAGCACUCACACCGUCCUCCUGGUUGGACGACUACUUCGACUGGGUGAAGCCUCAGUCCACAUGCUGUCGAUACAUCAACGAGACAGGGGCUUUCUGCAAUGCAUCAGUGGUAAACUCGUCGUGUGUUCACUGCCGGCCCAUGACUCCGAGUGGAAAGCAGAGGCCAGAAGGUGAAGACUUCAUGCGGUUUCUACCCAUGUUCCUGUCGGACAAUCCCAACGUCAAGUGUGGAAAAGGCGGCCACGCAGCCUACGGCACAGCGGUGGACCUGUAUCCCAAUGACGCAGGCGUGGGAGCCACUUACUUUAUGACCUACCACACCAUCCUGAAGGAAUCCCCGGACUUCAUAAAUGGUUUAAAAAUGGCCCGAAAUCUGGCUCAUAACAUCAGUCAGUCCAUAAACCACAAAGUGUUUGCCUACAGCAUCUUCUACGUUUUUUACGAGCAGUACCUCACCAUCGUGUACGACACGGCUCUGAACUUGAGCGUGUCGCUGGCGGCCAUAUUUGUGGUGACCACGGUUUUGUUGGGCUUCGAGCUGUGGUCGGCUGUGGUCGUCUGCCUCACCAUCGCCAUGAUCCUGGUCAACAUGUUUGGAGUCAUGUGGCUGUGGGGCAUCAGCCUCAACGCUGUCUCCCUGGUGAACCUGGUCAUGACCUGUGGAAUCUCGGUGGAGUUCUGCAGUCACAUCGUGCGAGCGUUCUCCAUCAGCGUGAAGAAGAACCGAGUGGAGCGGGCGGAGGAGGCUCUGGCUCACAUGGGCAGUUCUGUGUUCAGUGGAAUCACGCUCACAAAGUUCGGAGGCAUCAUAGUCCUGGCCAUGUCCAAGUCUCAGAUCUUCCAGGUUUUCUACUUCAGGAUGUACCUGGCCAUCGUUCUGCUGGGGGCCACUCACGGCCUCAUCUUCCUCCCCGUGCUGCUCAGCUAUAUCGGUCCGUCGGUGAACAAAGCAAAAGUGUUUGCUGCUAACAAGCGCAACGUCGGCACAGAGAGGGAGCGGCUCCUCAACUACUAGGAGGCGGCGGACAAUGAACAAUGCCCCUGACUGUGUGUCUGGUAGGGACUGUGUGGGGGGGGUGAGCGCGAGGCAGUUUCUGUGACCACUGACACACUCGUCGUCAUUGCCGCUACUAUGCACGGAUUUCACUCAGGAAAACACUUGGGAUUGCCAGAGGCCUUGUUGGGCUGCACACUCGUAUCGACUUCUGCAGCAGACUUCAGACCCCCGAACAUUCCUCACACUACAGGACAAGCCCGACCUCGCGGUAUUUGAAGCGUGAGCAUCGUGCCGCGGGACAGAGUUCAACACUUUGACCGUGUGGACGUCAGAGAGACACCGCCCCCCCCCCAACACCAUUUUACAGACAGAUUAUUUUAGCUAUUUUGAUACAGGAAAACGUAAAAGGGUAAAAGUGGUCAGUUUUUUUUUAAUGUGUUUUUUUUUUUAAAUCUAUGCCUGAAGCAAAUCUAUAUAAAAUAGAUCUGACAUUCUUUUUUUUAUUAACUUGUUAGAACUGUUUGAUAUUAUUAACCUUUUAUUGACUGUAGCACAGCGCUCACCGGAGCUAACCAAUAACAAUAGCAAUAUCAUAAGUCCCCCAUAAUACCUGGCAUCAACAUGAAUCCUCUUUAGAGCAAACUGCAUCAGAAAGACGCACGGCUCAUUUCACCAUAGCAAUAAUAUGUUUCCUGUGCACCUAAAGAAUCUGGGAGUAGCUUGUAGGUACUGAGACAGUCAUGUUUUUACGCGAGUACACUGGAUUUUGAAUUAAAAGUGUGUUUUAGCUUUACUUUUUUUGCUUUUAUUCUAUUUGUUCACAUCUAUGAGGCCUUUUUUCUUUUUACCUAUGGAAGGUAUUAGAAUGGCACUCACUGGAGAACAUUGCUCUGCCGAGGCCACACUCAUAGAUUUCAGUCCUCUAAAUGUGGCAGAUUGAUCCAUCUCACAAUGUUAUGAAAGUCAAAGAAAUUCCCUGAUCUGCACCAAAAUUGAACGGGUUCUUCUCUGACCACAACCUUCCACCGAGUUUUCUAGGAAAUCCAUUCAGUUGAUUUUGUGUAAUCUUGCGUACAAUCCAACCAAUUAACAAACAAACGGACAGCGGUGAAAACAUCACCUCUUUGACGAAGGCACCAACAGUAAACAUCAACACCCUCAAAGCUUAAACUUGACGGUCACUGUUUCAUUUCACGUUCAGUUUACACGCAAAGUCGUAACAGGAAGUAUGUUGCUCCUGUCGUGUUUUUUAUUCUUGCAUCGAUUACCUCUUGCGCCACAUUUCAUUUCAGUGAUAGCUGAUGUAUCUUAAUUGUUUUUUUGAGGUUGUUAGUCCAACACCCCCCCGAGUCAAGAUACAUGUUCAUGCCAGAUGUGAAGGGUGCUGUAAAUAAUGCUAAUAAUGGUUUAACAUUGAAGUGUAACUGUGACACUUUCCAGUUUCUGAGGUACAGCUGCAGCUGGAGAGAUCAAACUUUCCAUUAAACUGUAAAUAACAUGCACGGGACUGAUUUAGAUUUCUGGUCAACUAGACUUUCUAGAGCAUGUUUUACUGAAUGCUGACUAGAUAAAGACUAUAGACGACACAUUUAAGUUAAUAAUGAUAUUAUUUUAAUUUGUUAACCACUAACAAUGUGAAACUGGGAACUGGAAAAAUGAAAUGUUGGAUUUUCAAUGAGUUUUUUUUUUACUUAACACCCAACAACCUAUGCUUCAACCUGUCUGAGGUGUUGGUUAAUGCGACUGAUCAUUCAUUGUGCCUUAAUCCCAGUUGUGUGCUCCCACUUAUUGAAUUUGAACAGGACUGAGACAUUAAACGAAGAGGAUGUUAUCGUUUUAACCAAAGUGUUAAAAAAAUCUUUUAAGGAACCAAAUUCCUUGUUUUCAAUCUUCUGAAACAAUGUUUUUGUUUUCCCCUCAUGAUGCAGUUGAGUUUUAUGGAAUGUAAGAAUGAAAUGUGUAAAAGAAAAAUGUUCAUGAGCGACCGACUGAGGAAGAGUUGAGCUUAUUAACGGUUCUGUGUUUUGAGAUGGAAAAAUAAUAUCUGACGAUGAAAAACUGAACCAAGCACUGGAAUAUUUAAGGUUUUUAACAAUUUCCCAAUAUAUUCUCCAUGAAAUAAUGUCUCGUCUCAAAAUGUUGUUUCUAUACUAAUGUUUGAUCAGAUGUACGUUUGAUUUAACAUUGUAUUGUCCUUGCAUCUUAUCCUUGAGGUUCUAUAUGAAGAAAAUGUACAGUAAUUUACUUUUAAGAGGAAUAACCCUUCUGGCACCUUGAGAAUGAGAUUGUUCAGACCGACCACAGUGUGGCGUCCUCCGUUCACAAAGCUCUGACUGCAUCCUGCUCUCAGUCAUGUAGAUGUUGAGUGACCUAAUUUCCAUGUCUUGAAGAUAUGCAGCCGUGCAAAGCUUUCUAUUUGUCUCUUUUUCCAAAUGCAGAGUCACUCUGAGCAUAAUGGAGAAGGUUGGUCAGCUUCUAAAUUGGCGUCAUUUGGAUAUUUACACUAUAACUUCAGAGGCUGUCGGUCACUCACAUCCCAUCUGAGAGCAGCUGCCAAACCCGGAGCUGGGUCUGCUUCCUCAGUGUGUGUUGUUGUGUGUUGUUGUGACUGUGCGUCCAGCCCUGUUGUCACACAAACCUCCAGCUCAUAACUUAUUUAUCCGCUGCCCUGCGAGAGCCGGGGACUGUUCUUUGAUUCAAGCUGAGAGAUUAAAAUAUUAAUUUCCUCUGCGGGGGAGAGCGUUGCGAGCGCAUGAUUAUGUAAGACGUGCAAAGCUCACCUCUCUCUCCACCAGACACUGACCUGCCCCUGUCCUGUGACACGUACAUACUGUACAGAAAGGCUCAUUGUAGUUCAUGAGGGGGUGAGAAACAUUUUUGGGGGGAAAUAUUCUCACAAAUGUAAGAAAAUCAAGUUAAUUUUUGCUGAAAGCAAUCAGAGUGUAACACAGAAAUGCCCUAAUUCCCAAAUUAUUUAUAUGAGCACACAAAAACACAUGCUCAGUUAGACUCAGAUAUUCAUCUGAUAGUUCUCUCAAUACCACACACACUCGAUGUUGGUUUCAUUUACGUAAAAAAAAGAGUUACUUGUCUAAUCUUGGGAUAAAUCUAUUAAUAAAAAUGUUUUUUUGUAUAAUUGC